AUGAAUGGACUGAGAAUUGUAGCAAAAGCCCAGCCAGCUCGUCAAACAAUCAUAUUUUUACAUGGAUUAGGCGAUACUGGUUCAGGGUGGGGAUUUUUAGCUCAGUAUUUACAACAGCGAGACCCUGCCGCUUUCCAGCACACUAACUUUGUGUUCCCUAAUGCUCCGGAAAUCCGUGUAACAGCAAACGGCGGUGCAUUGAUGCCUGCUUGGUUUGACAUCUUAGAAUGGGACUCCAACUUUUCCAAAGUCGACAGCGAUGGUUUUAUGACUUCUUUAGAUGCCAUUGAAAAGACAGUUAAACAGGAAAUUGACAAGGGGAUUAAACCAGAACAUAUUAUUAUUGGGGGGUUCUCUCAAGGAGCCGCAUUAGCCUUGGCAACAUCUGUGACCUUACCAUGGAAGAUUGGCGGCAUUGUGGCUCUUUCGGGAUUCUGUUCCGUUCCAGGUAUCCUAAAACAACACAAAAAUAGUCUCAAUGUAAGAACACCGGUUUUCCAUGGACAUGGUGACAUGGAUCCCGUGGUUCCCAUAUCUCUAGGUUUGAAGGCCAAACAGUUCUACCAAGAUAGCUGUGGCAUACAGGACUAUGAAUUCAAGGUAUAUAACGGUAUGACUCAUUCCACAGUCCCUGAAGAACUGGAGGAUUUGACAGCUUUCAUCAAGAAGUGUCUAUCUUCAUAG
Saccharomyces kudriavzevii IFO 1802 is the source of this 684-nucleotide messenger RNA. It is a transcript of the gene TML25, whose product is annotated as palmitoyl-(protein) hydrolase. NCBI's taxonomy places the organism in Eukaryota, Fungi, Ascomycota, Saccharomycetes, Saccharomycetales, Saccharomycetaceae. Gene Ontology annotation, biological process: protein depalmitoylation. The coding region runs from base 1 to 684 and encodes 227 amino acids. The record is from RefSeq and is a predicted model, not a curated record. Gene Ontology annotation, molecular function: palmitoyl-(protein) hydrolase activity; carboxylic ester hydrolase activity. Gene Ontology annotation, cellular component: cytoplasm. The transcript has a single exon.